Molecule: messenger RNA, 2032 nt
Organism: Oncorhynchus masou masou (cherry salmon)
Lineage: Eukaryota; Metazoa; Chordata; Actinopteri; Salmoniformes; Salmonidae
Product: retinol dehydrogenase 12-like
Exons: 7
Coding region: 129-1091 (320 amino acids)
Source: RefSeq, a predicted model, not a curated record
CACAACCCAUCCACCUAUAUACACUUCACCAUAAAGUUUGACAUCUCAGAUCAGCUGUGUGGUCGCUGGAGCACAGAACCAUGAUGGAACAGCAGUGAGGAAAACCAACGAGAGAGUGGACCCGUUUCAUGAUGGUGCUCGUCUUGAUUGUCGCAGGUCUUGUGGUUGUCGCGCUGCUCAUGGUUUUAUUCGCACCCUACAUUCGGAAAUACUCUGCAGGUGGAACAUGUAUGUCUAUGGCCCGGUUGGACGGGAAGACGGUCCUGAUUACUGGAGCCAACACUGGCAUUGGGAAGGAGACUGCUCUGGACCUGGCUAUCAGAGGUGCGAGGGUGAUCAUGGCGUGCAGGGAUGUGGAGAAGGGUGAGGCGGCCGCAGCAUCGAUACGACGCAUCUACUGCAAGGCAAACGUAGAGGUCCGAGAGCUAGACCUGGCUGAUACCAGCUCCAUACGGGCCUUCGUGCAACGCUUACUCAGAGAGGUCGACCACCUCCACAUCCUGAUCAACAAUGCUGGGGUCAUGAUGUGUCCCUACAUGAAGACCAAGGACGGCUUCGAGAUGCAGCUGGGGGUCAACCACCUGGGUCACUUCCUGUUGACGUACCUCCUGAUUGGUCUGCUGAGGCGCAGUGCUCCGGCCCGUAUCGUCGUGGUUUCCUCUCUGGCUCAUAACGUUGGCUGGAUCCGCUUCCAUGACCUCCUCAGCCAGGGCAGCUACAACAGCGGCCUCGCAUACUGCCAGAGCAAGUUGGCCAACCUUCUGUUCGCUAGGGAGCUGGCCCGCAGACUCAAAGGUUCCAGUGUGACUGUGAACUCUGUCCACCCUGGGUUGGUGCGCUCGGAGCUGGUACGCCACUCCACCAUCAUGUCUCUGCUGUUCUCUCUGUUCUCCUUGUUCCUGAAGAGCCCUCGGGACGGGGCCCAGACAUCCAUCUACUGCGCUGUGGCAGAGGAGCUGCAGUCCCUCACCGGGAAGCACUUCAGUGACUGCGCCCCAGCCUCCGUGGCCCCCCAGGGGAGGAACGAGGAGACGGCCAGGAAGCUGUGGGACGCCAGCAGUGAGCUCCUGGGCAUCGUCUGGGACCACUGAUCUGAACCACCCUCUAAUCAUCAAAACACUGGCCGCAACCCCAACGCCCUGUAAAGGCACUACUUUUGACCAGGGCCCACAACCUUGUUCCAAAUGGUUACAGCAAGAGCCGGCAGUAGGGCCCACAGGGCCGCGGUAGAAAGUGGUGCACUGUAAAGGGAACAGGGUGCCAUUGUGGAUGUAUCCCAUGUUCUCUAAGGAGUCUUUGUUUUCAAUCUGAGUACAUGUGUCGCCUUAUCAUUUCACGCAGUUACGUAAUCUCAAACUACAGUUAACCCACUUGAAUAAUAACCAUGGAGGCAUUCAGAUAGACAUAAUGGCAGAAAGGACUCUCUCUUAUGGUAGUAACUGCAAGAUCAAAUACAUUAUUGGUCUAGCUAGGUCUAGCCAGGGUGUAACCAGGUCUAGCCAGGGUGUAACCAGGUCUAGCCAGGGUGUAACCAGGUCUAGCCAGGGUGUAUUAUAAACCAGCUGAUUCAGUUUGUUUUGUAUCAUAUUAUAAAUGGGGUUCCAAAAUUCCUGUAACUUUUCACAAAAUGCCCGUUUUCCCGAAAUCCUAGUUGGAAGAUUGCUGGAAUUAAAGCAAAACAUCCAGGAUUUCGGGAAAAUUGGGGGAAUUUGACAAAUUAUCCUCAAUGUGGAUGCAGCUUUGUUUUGAACCUCUCCACUCUAGGUUAGAUUGUUUCCCCCCCCCCCUCAGCAUUGUUAUUGUUAUUUGUCUUUUAUACAAAUGUGAAACAUGCCUUUUUAGUACAUUUUAGGGUUGCAAUUUUUUUUAAUAACAAUCAGGAAAUCCUGAAUCCUCUCCAACCAGUAUUUCUGGAGAAAAAAAAACAGAAAAAAAACAGGGCAUUCUGGGAAAAUGUGACACCCAAACUACAUAGGAGUCAUGUCAGGAGUUUAAUGUUCACAUCUGUAAAUAAAAAUAAUAUUACUAGCUA